UUUAAUUCAUAUUUAUUAUAUAUUUUUAUUUGAAUGAAUAAUCGAAUAAUGAGAUUAGUUCGAACUUCAAAACACCUUAAAUUAUUAAAAUUGUUCGACAGAAAAGUGAGAAAUAUAAGGAAACAAACUUGUAGUACUCAGCUCCAUACAAAAAAAAAAAAAAAAAAAAAAAAUCCCCAGACGAGGAAUUUACAUCAAACUUUUGAAGGAGGAAACAAAAACCCGCCGAUCAAGGGCCGGGCUCCCUUCACAGCCGAAGGGCCCGCCAGGUGCACCAGACCCCAUCCGCUGCCUUGCCCCAUCCUCUUGUCCUGAUUGUUUCUAUGGGAAAAGCUAUGAAAGCACGGACGUGUAUAAAUACAAGCUCGUGGGUGAAAGCACGUGUCGCGAGCUGACAUUCUCAUUCCCACGUUUGAACGUUCAAGGGAAGUAACUACAGAGAAGGGGGAGGUGACGUGUAGGUGGCAGCUGUUGGUCGCAGAGAAAAUGGCUUCCAUCCAACUUCGGCAAAGAUAGUUUGUAAACAACAUCGCCGCCUGUAAAUAAUGGCUCACUUUGGAAAAGAUUUGGAUAAUUUUAGCGCAUCAAGGACUGUCCAGAUUAUCGAUUCCGAGACAACUGAACAUUUUACGACAUAUACUAUUGAAGUGACAGUUGGCUCUUAUACAUGGACAGUAAAACACAGAUACAGUGAAUUUUAUGAACUCCAUGAGAAGUUGACAGCAGGCUACAAACUGGACAAAAGUCUAUUGCCACCUAAGAAACUGUUUGGAAAUCAGACGGAGUCAUUUAUACGCAAGCGGCAGCAAGACCUGCAAGUAUAUUUGCAGACUGUACUUCAUUAUUUGGCGCAUCAUGCACCCCCAGCUCUCACAUUUUUCCUGGACUUCCACAGAUAUGAGAUACAUGGCAUCACCCAAGCCCUUGCUGAAGACCUGUACAACAGAGGAGAGACUAUUCUUCAGACACAAGAGGUGUACCACAUGACACCAUUGCAGCUCUACUCUUUGACAGAACGCUUAAAACUACCAGAACCCACUUGUGGUGAGAUUUUUACAAAUCUAGGUGAUAGUGGUGAUGUGAAGAAAGAUCUUGGGCAUAUUCUGGACUUCAUCACCAGAGCCAAAAAUUUACAGAUCUGUGGCAGCGAUGAGCCAGUUGAGACCAGCAAUAUCAACAUGAACCAGCUCAAGUUUGACCUCAGUCUUUUCAAGUCUCUUCAAUCUUUGGAGAUUAUCUCGUGUAAUCUGAUGAUGGUGGGGGGACUUGAGACAGUCAAACAGACGUUAAAGGUAUUCAAUGUAUACAGAAGUGCUACAACCAUCAAGGAGAUAGUUUUGCAAGAUGCGCCUAGUUGGAAAGGAGAGGAUGGCACACAGCUUGUUGGUGGAUGGGAUCGUGUGGUGCAAGCAGAUUUCAGCCACAACUACAUCAAAGAGAUUGACAGUAGCAUGCAAAUCCUCUGGCGUGUGGAGCAGUUGGACCUGUCCCACAAUCAGCUUGAGAAUGUGCAGAACCUCCAGUGGCUGAGCAACCUGACACAGCUGGACCUCUCACACAACCGCCUGCGACGUCUGGACUCCCUGCACACCAAAUUGGGCAAUGUGACUUCUUUGUCCCUGGCUGGCAACAUGAUUGAGACUUUACAGGGAUUUUCCAAGUUGUUCUCAUUACAGGUACUGGAUGUGAGCAACAACAGGAUUACAGCACUGGAGGAUGUAAAGCCAGUCUGUCAGCUGCCAUGCCUGGAGAAAUUAUUUCUGUCUGGAAAUCAGAUCACACUAACAGUAGAUUACCGAACCAAGGUCUUGGAGAUGUUUGGUGACCGUGUUGAUGAGGUAAUUUUAGACAGUGUCAAAGCCAGCCAGAAGGAGAAAGACACUGUGGCUGUAAGGCAGGCUCUACAAAAAGCACGUGAUAUGAAAGGCAUCCCAAGAAAGACUUCUUCCUCUGCUAGUUUAACAGAUGUUUAUGGUAGAGGGGGUGGCACCCCUCCCCCUCCAUCCUCUGACACCUCCCUUCUCCCCUCAGGUGCACAAGGCAGCUUCACCUCUGCCUCAGUUCUAGGACAGAGAUCCUCAAGCCCUGUCAAUGUUGCAUCUGUCAGUUCAUCUGCUCCUCACCACACUUCAGUACACAACUGGUCAGUGGCAGACAACUCUCCACAAAAUGUUUUUAUCCCAUCCCGCUGCUCCCCCAGCCAGUCAUCAGUCUCUUCCUGUGCCAGUGCUCGAGAAGCACUCACUGAGGGUAGCAUCCAUCUUAUACCUGAGGCGCACCCCUUUGAUCACACCGAUGCAGCCUCAUCGUCUAGCCAGUCCAGCCACAAGGAGAGAAUUCAAGAGUUCAUGGCAGCAGAGUUACCAACGAUGACAUCACUAGAUUUUGUGGCCUGGCUUCAAACUAGACUCUUUGGAAACCAAGCACUGACUAACACCAAUAACUCCAACAGGUUCUCUUCAAAGCAGAACUGCAGCAUCACAAGAGAAAUCACUCCAGUGGGCACAGACCAUGUAGUGGAUGUAAUGUGGUGUUAUGUCCAGCAGUACUCAGCUCCAGGCUUGAUCUUUCCUUGCUGUGUGGUGCUUACCACCACCAAAAUGAUUGUAGAGCGUAUGUCCCCGAGCAUUUCCAGGUCUAGCUUUCAAGGCAUUCCUGACCUCCAGCCUUGCAUAGUUCUGCCUCUUUGCAGCAUCCAACACACUGUCAUAGGACCGUGCCAUGCCUACAUUCGCCUAGAAGAAGCUUUCGUUGGCAAAAGUGGGCUCUUCACCUUGUUUGCCUUGGAUUCAGUAGUUUUAAAGCACUUUGCCAACAGCCUGAUCGAGUGCUGCUUGCAGCUUGAUGCUUCUAACCCUUUGGACAUUCUCGACCUUUCAAGGCAAUCUGACCUCUUGUCAGAAAUUUGCAGACGGGAAGAAAUGUUUACCCUUCCCUCAGAGAGACUUGUUUUCGUCACACUCCUCAGGGUGAAGGAAGUCUUCAACAUCCAGUUUACCUUGCUGGUCAUGUCAGAAAAUAAACUGUAUUGUUUGGAUCCUGCUUGUGUUUACUGGCCACCAGCAAUCUUUGAGUCAGCUCAUGAAGAUUCCAUCCAUUUAAAUAUGCUGCAGGAGUUUUCUAUCAUGGAGAAUAUACGUGAUGUAGCUCUUCAAGCAGCACCGGGAGCAGCCUUUAAGAUUCAGACUGUUUUGGCUGACCCUGUGAAAGACAAAGCUGUGCAUUUUAAGCCAACUUUGUUGACAAUGCUGCUGGGGACAUCAGCCAGUCAGCAAGAACUUACCUUCUUCUUCAGUACCCCAUCUUCCUGUGACCUGUUUCUAGACAGACUAACAAACCUGCGUGCUGAGCAUGCUCAUCGAAUGCUACCCACAGUUCGUGAAGCCCCUGAAGGGGGAAAUGAGAGUCCUGAGGUUACUGACAGAGGAGACAUUUCCCCAAAGGAGAAGACUCACCAUACAAUAAAAUAUAGUUCCCAAGAUACAUCUGUGCAAGUCUGUACACAACCUGUGUUGCACACAGUGGCAGUAGCCUCUUUACCUUCAAGCUUUGACUGGAAGAGGUACUACUUUCCUAACUCUUCUCCUUAUGCUUUUUCAUAUCAUGAUUCACAGGGGAGUAGGACUUUGCCAGUGGAAGAUCUCCAAAAGAAGACAGUGACUACAAACUCUGAGGACCUCCUGAGGAAAACCACUCAACAGAAUCUCCUUCCUGGAGAGACAUCUGAAAACAAGGAGGAGAAUGAGGCAUCUGCUACUUCUCUUAUUGAACAGGAGCUCCGACAAGCUGUGCGAACAUACAAUCUUCUGCAUCCCCUGCUGCCCACACUGCAGCCACUGUCACUUAUGAGUGGCCGGGAAGUCAUGACAUUUUUUUACAGCAAGAUUGCAGGCACCUCUGUGUCUGUUUCCACUGAACCGCCCUCAAGCAGUGGCAGCUUAAAUUCUACUCCAGAAGAGCUGCAGCACGUAUUAUGGAGUGGUGUGGUUCCUUACAACUAUCCAGCCAUGGAGAUUGUCACCCUCAUCAUGCUGAGCACCAGGGCAAUCUACUUUGUCUCUGAUGCCAACACUACCAUCACUUCUGCUCCUGGUGUUCGACCUUCAUGGAUGACUCACGUACGAAAUAAUUCUGACUCUGCUGUCGGAUGGCACUCUCGUACAGAGUCACUUCAGAGAGGGAAUUCAAGGGGAGCCUAUUGGCACCAGGUACACCAUGUGAAGCCAUAUGCGGUCGUUGCUUUGGCUGAUCUUGUGCAAGUCUCUGUUGGGCUGUUUGACCAGUUUUUGCGUGUGACAGGUCCAGAUGCCCAGACUGUCUUCACCCUGGCGACACGAGACAGCAGACAGACAGCAAUGUUUGUGGAUAAACUGAAGAGUGUGUUGUCUUUACUGGUGAUCUCUCCUGCCAUUGACAAGAGUCCCAUGGAUUCUGAACAGGACAUUUAUCGUGCCUUUGCCAAGCGCACCAACUCCACAGUGGAGGGCCUUGUCUUCACCCACCCAAGUAAAGUGACUUUCCUCUACCCUGGUGAUGAUGCCAUUGAAGAUAUUCUCUUCCUCAUUAAGGCCAAAGCACAGUCAGCCACUCUGGGAGUUGAGAACAGCCUCACUUCUGUUAUAUCACUCACUCAGCAGAAAGAGGUUGUCUGGCUGUACAUCUUGGCUUAUCAAGUUCUCUCCCCGUUUGGUGAAAUCCGUGGGACACUAUUGCCAGACUGCUGCCAGUCUCGUAGUGUGAUUGUCACCAGCCAUCACCUGUGCCUUGUGCAGGAAGAUAUUGUCACUUACCCGCUGCCUGACUUUGUGCGUGGCAUGCCAGAACAACCUCAGCAUGACAUUGUGGAGAUGCGACGGCUGGAAAGUUUGAAGCGUAUCGUUGUGAACAUUGCAAACCCUAGGCUACUGAGCUUAGUCUUCUGGGAUGAGCCGGAGGAGCUUGUGGUGGACACCUCCAUGGAGCACUUCAGUCAGGUUGUGGCAGGCAGGAGGGGUCAGGCUCCAGGUGAGAAGAAAGGUGGGGGAAUCUUGCCGGAAGUGGUGUUGCGGGUUUUCAUCCAGUGCCAGCGUGACAAGGACAAACUGUUGCAAGUCUUACAGAAGCAGUGGCAGGAGCUGGUGCCACAGGUGGGCCGCCUUCUAGAUAUUGUGCGAGAGUGAAUGGCAGCAGCUUGUCAUAGCUAGGCCAUCAGCUGGACAUCAUGUGAAAACAGAGUUUUUGAAUGCUUUGUUUAAAGGACUGGACAUUGAGUAAACUGUACAAGUUACAUAAGUUACAGGCACAGUGAGCAAGGGUGCUGCUUUGUUAAAUGACAAAUGAAUGAGAGUAGUGUCCCUUGGUGUACACACAACACAAUGACAAUGGUGUUCCUGGGUGUAAUGAGAAUAGUGAAUGGUAUUCCUUUGUGUACACACAACAUGAUGGACUGUUCGUAAAAAUAGUUGAAAAGUAGGAAGGGAAAAUAGUCUUGUUUUACUUCUUACAAAAACAGCACAAGCUGUAUUUAGUGUGUAAGUCUAAUGCACAGAAAAUACUAGCACAGGCCUAUAGUGUACUGUACCAUACUGUCUGUGUACAGCUCAAGUUUUUAAUGUUGUUUAAAAAAUAAAUUAUGAUUACACAUACUUAUUUAUGCACUUUUAAUAGCCAGACUUAUCUGUGUCCACUCACCAAAUGUUUGAUAUAUUUAAAAGCCUGUGUAUGCUGCAUUUAAAGACAUAGGAGAUGUAGUAGUCACUACUUUUACAUAUUCUAGAUCAUGGCCAGACCGAUUUUCGCUCGUGCCAGUAGGCAGAAGAUGAAGAACCUGACAUAGUGCCAGGUCCUGUUACUAACUUCACUACUGCAUCCAGUAACACAUAUAGGAUUACACGCAUCAGAAGGUUGACACAAAUACAUAACUGAAAAGAAGUAACAUGAAGAUCAGGGUUGUGUUAAAUAAGAGUUUGAAUUUCCUUUUCAGUUUAUUAACAUUAAUCUCAAGUGUUUAUCAGGCUCAGAAUUUUAUCUUAAAUCAUAAAGUGGUAGUUGUACUGCUACUCCAUCUGGAUUGAAAUUAGGUUACUCUGAGUGAUGCUUAGGGUUAACCAAACUUCUAGUCUUGUUUAACUGUCUAAUCCCUUUCAUGCAUCAGGUUGCACAUAAGGCCUCAUGUCUUGUUUAACAUUUAGGUUUAUAAAAUUCCUGGCUCAAGUAGUGGUUGGGAUUAAUGCAGAAGUGGUUAAAGUACAGGUGGAUCUGUUUUACUACAUAGUCUCUAGCAGAACAGUGGAGAUAAAUGUAGUAUAGGGUGCCUUUUGUACGUAACACUGUUUGGCUAUCUAGACUGACAGUCAUUAAAUUCAGUGUGAACACUUAAAUGUGGAGAUAAGCAUAAACUACAUUAUGUCCAUGUGACCAUUACUUGCCAUGUAUACUUUUGUACAGAUGAGGCUGGGAAUGAUUCUUUAUAGCAGUUAAGCAAGGUCUUGCUUUUUUUUUUACAGAUUAAACUGUGUAGACUGUGAGGAACAGAUAAAUUUAAGCUGAAGUGAGACACAAGUUACUCAUAGUUAUGUUCCUAGUUAUUAAGAUUGCUAGUUUUAUUAGUAGAACUUAAUAGGUACAUGUGAAAGUCACUGGCAACUUGAGAUAAAGGUUCAAAUCAUAUGUAUGCUGUAGUAGCAAAUGUCAUAGAUGUUUAUAUCUCAUAAAGAAGACAGCUUUUGUGCCACCAAAACAUUUCUGUGAUCAUUUGCACAAGAGUUUUUUUUGUGUGUUUGUGCCAAACAAUUGUUUGGCAUGAUUAAUUGUUUGAUUUUACAGUACACGGAAGUAUUUCAGAUUUUGAGCUAUAUCAUGGGUUUUCACAUUGUACAGAGAUAAAAUCAUAGAUCUUGCACUGUGGGCAGUUCUCUCCCUCUGCAUAGACAAUUUGCCUUCAGCAUUGUGCCUGCUCGUUUGCAUCUGCAACACAGUAUCAGGGACUUCAUCCACAGGAACAAAAUCAUGAUUAUCUUUUAAGUUGUUUGCACACGUUGAGCUAUUUAAGACUAACAUGGUGCACACUCAGCGCGAUGUUAUAUUUUGGGUUUUGUGAGUUUAAUCAUGUUCAUGUUUAUAUUUUGCCCUAACAUCUUAUUGUGUUGUGAAAUUCAAAUCCUACACCGAAGACUCUUGCAAAUUUCCAACUUUGGAUUGCAAUGCCUCUUCGAGGGAGUUAUUUAUGUUUAUUUUUAGUGUGGAGUUUGUUCCUGUCUUCAUGUGUCUAUAAAUAAAUAUGCAUCCCUUGACAUAUAAAAGAUUCCCAUACAAAAGGCGAAGUAUUUAAAAAGGGAGUUUAGGCUGUUUUUAAUGUUUAGCAUGAACUCAUCUGUACACAGUGCUGAUGUUCUCAUUUCACUCAUUCCACAGGCAUCCAGUCAGAAUUUUAUAGUGUAGUGUUGCCACUCAGAACUUGGUAUCUCAUUGUGGGUGUGGGAGUGCUUUUCACACAUAAGCUUAUUAAAAAGUGUAGUGAUGUCUAGUUUCACUGUCAGUGUAUUUUAACCAGAGGAGUUUACUCUUGACACCUUUUAUAAAACUGCUGUGAAAAGACUGUCCAGGAUGAAAUGAAAUUUGUUUUAGCUUAUAGGCCAGAUUAGUCUUAUGCAUAUUCUACUGCUUUUCCUUUUGUUUCCUCUGUUUUGGAGUCUGUGUUUAGGAUGUAUUAUCAGGGUUGUGACUCACUGUUGUGAGUUCAUAAUGAAAGGAUAGCGAUUUCUGAAUCUCCUUUGGGGCUUCCGUUGUUGGGGGGCUUUUGGUUUGUUUUUUUAUUUUACUUUUUUAUAUAUUUUUGAGGCUGACCAGGGAAGAUGAGAGGUUCAAUGAAUGGUUGCAGAUUGUGAAACAAUUUUAGAGAAACAAAAUAUUAGUGAAUUGAUAUUAUGUAUAAUAUACAAAUUUAGAUAAGAUUAUUAAACAACUAAUAUGUUUCAAUGGUAUACAUGUAUAUAUCCUUAUGUGUCAGCAUAGGAUCUGUAUUUUGGAGAACAGGGUGAACAGUAGUCAAUAACAUUAUUGAUAGCCUUUUUAUGCCUUAAAUAACCUAAUGGUUUUGUUAAAUGCAAAAUUAGUUCUAGAAGCUUGUUUCCAUGAGUAUGAAACUAGUACCUUCCACCAUGACCUAAAAUAUGAAAAGAAUGUACACGGUAGCAAACUCAAUACUUUGACAUUAAUUGGUGUGUCUAGUUUGCAUUGUUUUUUCCUUAAAUGGAUUAAUUUUGGUGUCCAGAUGGAAAGCAGGUCUUUGUUUUCUCAUUUCACAAGGUUUUCCAUUGCAGGGGGAAGCAAAUGUCUUAUCUAGAAAUUGUAACAGUUCCACUUAGUUGAAGAAGUGGAGCAACAUGCUAUUGCCUUGGGAGUCUAUUUUUAAGCUGCUUGUCAUUCCAAGAAAUCAUUCCUGUGUUUCUAAGACCAGAAUCAAUGUCGUGGUGUUCUAAAGAACUGACUUGUAUACUUUUUGUUUACAAUUUUUGUCUGCAAUGCCUUCUGUUGCCUAUGUUUAUUGAUGUGUUUAUUCACAGCUUUACUUUAUUCUUAUGGUCACAUUAAGUAAAAUGAUAAAAAAAAAAGUCUGGAAGUUAACAUUCUAAAAGCAUUUAAAUUGCACAGAUUUUGAUGAAACUCUUUAUCUUCUAGCAGCUGAAAGCAUGUCUAUGGUGUUUAUCUUGUCACUCAAUUGUAGUACUAGAGCACCUUGUGCAGAUUUAUUUAUUUAUUUUUUAAAUUUUGCAGUGUAUGUGCAAGAAUUAAUGCAAUAUUGUGUCAGAGGACAGAAAGUAGAACUGUGUUAACCAUACUGAUUGAAGCGAAGCAGUCGUUGCAGCAGAACAUUGCUUAAGCAAUAAUUUUUAUUUUAAGAUUAAGCAAGUGUGGCCGUUGGACUGUGUUCUGAGAAAGACGAUACAGUAAUUUUUUUUUCUUCAUUUUUGUAUGCAUCAGCUGUUUUCACUUUUUUUAAAAAAAAGAUAAUUCAGACUUAUGAGUCACUGGUGAAAUAAAGUAUUUGCUUAUGUA
This is a messenger RNA of Pomacea canaliculata, 9036 nucleotides long. RefSeq names its product nischarin-like. The record is from RefSeq and is a predicted model, not a curated record. Gene Ontology annotation, cellular component: cytoplasm. Lineage: Eukaryota; Metazoa; Mollusca; Gastropoda; Architaenioglossa; Ampullariidae. Gene Ontology annotation, molecular function: protein kinase binding; phosphatidylinositol binding. The transcript is spliced from 17 exons. Bases 546 to 5159 code for a protein of 1537 amino acids.